AUGUUUGAGUCGAUUGUCAACUUUCUUUCGCCCGCGGCACUGACCAAUUCCAUCCUUCGCGAGGCAGUUGCUGCUGCCCCGGGCUCUUCCAAGAUGAUGACGCGCCGAGCCCGUUCCUCCCUAGAAUCAGCCGCCGCUGUUGACAACACGGCCACAGCAGACACGAUGGAACAAGAUACAUUCAGCAACAACGGUCCUAUCGGUGUCGACUUCUCCGGUCCUUUACUUACGCCAGAAGCUAGUCGUUCCGAAACUUCCAGCAAUCACGAUCUCGCUGUCGCCGGAGAUGAGAAACCUCAAGCACGACGACGUUCUGCGCGUACGACGCGUAUGUCCCUCCGCGCAUUAGAGAAUUUACGAGAUUUAGAAGAGGACAAUAACUCGAAACAUGUAGAGGGAUUGUCAAUUACACCCAAAGAGCGUACGGUCUCAGGAGAAACACUUGUAAACAGCGUUGAUGAAAGCCGCGCUUCUCCGUCGUCCGUCAACAACGAUGCCAACAUGAACGACCACUCGUGGAGCCAGACGACUCUCUUGCGGGACAAUACGGACAACGACGAAAACGCGCACCUUGCAACACCUGUCUCAAAGCGAUCCGAAGAAGACGAAGCACCGCGAAGACGAUCUCUACGAGCCCGGCCAGUUAAGGAGGACGAUAUUAAGGAUAAUGAUAAGGAUACUACGCAAGACAAAAUGGAAGUGAAGUCAGCCAGCAAGCCAGAAAAAGCUACACCUCCGCGCCGCUCGUCUCGUCUUAGCCUGGUCACCAGGGCUGUCGAAGUGCUCGACAGAGCUGCUAGUGUCUUGGGAAAACGGUCUCGAGAUGCGAUGGAAAAGGCUGUUAUGCAGCGUCGCUCUAGUUUACGUCCUCGACAUUCCCUACCUGCGAAAGAUGCGCUAGCUAGCACUUCUGAGCUCCCCGAUCCCAAAAAGCGCCGAAUGUCCGACGGUGAUUUACAAGCAAAGAAGAAAGAACUGGAAGAGGAGGCCUCAAAGACGGAGGAAGUGGAAAAAGCAGUCUCACCUCGAUUCAGAUCGAAGCGGUGGCUGGAUCAAGGAAUGUAUACUGGACAAGAACGUGACUACGAUCCCCGACUAAACGAGGCAAACAAUAAGUUAAGGGCUGCCAGACGCAGAGCUGCCCCGGAGCCACAACGAAAGCUUCUUCCUUUACCGAUGUUUGCUGGCGAAAGAUUGCUCAAACUCGGUCGUGAUUUCAAGCUUCCUUUCGAUGUGUUCUCACCACUUCCUCCGGGUCAACCUAAGCCGGACGAAUGGAAGAAGACAAAUCGAAAUGUUUUUGUCGGCGAUGCUGCUAGCUUCUGGCGCGAGAAUAAGAAAAUCGAGCUUUCGACUUGCCUAUGCGACGAAGAAACUGGUUGCGAUGAGGAUUGCCAGAAUAGAUUCAUGUUCUACGAAUGCGACUCCAGUAACUGUCGUGUCGGACCAAACUGCGGUAACCGGAGCUUUGAGGAACUAAAGCAACGAACCAAGGCUGGCGGGAAAUACAACAUUGGCGUGGAAGUUAUCAAGACAGCCGAUCGAGGGUAUGGUGUACGCAGCAACCGUACUUUUGAGCCAAACCAGGUCAUUGUGGAGUACACGGGCGAGAUCAUCACACAGAAUGAAUGUGAACGGCGCAUGCGGUCGGUCUAUAAGAAUAACGAGUGCUAUUAUUUGAUGUACUUUGACCAGAAUAUGAUCAUUGAUGCAACUCGUGGUUCUAUUGCGCGUUUCGUCAACCAUUCCUGCGCUCCCAACUGCCGAAUGGAAAAAUGGACUGUAGGUGGGAAGCCACGUAUGGCUCUGUUUGCAGGCGACAGAGGCAUCAUGACUGGCGAAGAGCUUACUUAUGACUAUAAUUUUGAUCCAUACUCGCAAAAGAAUGUACAACAAUGUCGCUGUGGAGCUCCAGGCUGCCGUGGUGUUCUCGGCCCACGACCCAAGGAACGGGAUAUCAGAGAGUCCAAGGCAGAACAGAAGAAGGAUGCCUUACAGAAGAAAGCAAAAGGUGCACUAGCCGGUACGAAGCGCAAGUUAGGCAGUGUGCUAGAUGAAUCAACUUCUGCUCUCAACAAGAAGAGAAAGAUUGUCAAAGGCACAACGGUCAAGGCAACUAUCUCCAAGGCAAUGUCCAAGGCUAAAUCAGCAUUGAAUGGCAAGAGAGUACCUGUGCAUGUCAAGAAGAACGUUGUCGUCACGAAGGCAACUAAGACUUCAAAAUCCACGAAAACAAAGAUGAUCAGCAAGUCGAAGGUCACCAAGGUCGCCACAGCAGCAAAGGCAGCCAAUGCAUCGUCCAAAGUGAAGAUUCAGCAAGCGACGAAGAAGCAUGCUACCAAGUCAGCUAAGUCAGCUAGCAAAGAGACGAAACCCGUGUCCGCAUCAGAGAGGGUUCGGAUACGAUUCAAAGCGACGGCUCGUCGGUCCACUAGCUUUAAGAAGGGAGCACAAACUUUAAAGGCGAAAAGCCCUGCCAAAAAGACUCCAGCAAAGAAGACGCCCAGCAAGAAGACGCCUAUUAAGAGCCCCGGCGGAAGUGUCAAAAACAAAGCUGCUGCAACCAAGAUUUGUUGGCUUGACGUUGGCGGUGUUGGCUUCUGUAGCUAUUGGGUCGAGUUAUGUCAUUACAAAAAAGACCGUCACGGAUACGACGGUGAUGGAUUCAGAUAUAUCCAGAAUCCGCUUUGGUGGUGUGGGACUAUUACUCUCGUUGUCGGAGAAUUAAUGAAUACCGCCGCGUAUGCUUUUGCGCCUGCUGUUUUGGUUACGCCCUUGGGAGCGUUGAGUGUGUUGAUCGGGGCUGUGCUAGGCGCAUACUUCCUCGACGAAGAACUCAACACCGUUGGCCGCGUGGGCUGCGCAAAUUGUCUGCUUGGCUCAAUUUUGCUGGUGCUGCAUGCCCCAGCCGAUAGAGAGAUACACACCAUCGACGAAGUCUUAGAUCUCGCUACCCAGCCUCGUACGUCCCCUUCUCCCCAUCAUCUCCCAGACUAUAUUUCUAACAACCAGGAAGUCUUCCUGGCCUACCUCGCCUUCGUAAUCCUCUACACUCUCUACGCCAUAAACCGGCUAGCGCCACGCAGCGGCCGCACAAACCCCAUCAUCUACAUGAGCAUUUGCUCUCUUGUCGGCUCCGUAUCCGUCAUGAGCGUCAAAGCGUUUGGUAUAGCCGUCAAAAUCACAUUUGAGGGCAACAAUCAGUUCACGCAUGCGUCGACGGUAAAUGCAAUGUACUACGUCGGCUUCGCGACAUGCACCAUCUCCGCAUCCAUGAUCCUGUAUCAGGGCCUCAACACCCAUGACCCGACAGAGAUCAUUUCAUUGCUUUGUGGGUUUCUGCUCGAGUUUGUGAGUGUUGCACUGCUUACUAUAUCGCGGAAUGAUGAUUCGGCGGUGCAAAGGGGGAAGAGGAGGACGUCUUCGCCGGUGGAUUAUGAGCGUGUUGGAAGAUUUGCGGUUGGUGGGGAUGAGGAGGAUGAGGUUGAGUUGAGAUCUAUUUGA
Messenger RNA from Talaromyces amestolkiae, 3504 nucleotides. RefSeq lists its product as uncharacterized. Gene Ontology annotation, biological process: magnesium ion transport; regulation of DNA-templated transcription. The transcript has 10 exons. The record is from RefSeq and is a predicted model, not a curated record. Gene Ontology annotation, molecular function: histone H3K36 methyltransferase activity; magnesium ion transmembrane transporter activity; protein binding. Gene Ontology annotation, cellular component: chromatin; membrane; nucleus. Lineage: Eukaryota; Fungi; Ascomycota; Eurotiomycetes; Eurotiales; Trichocomaceae. Bases 1 to 3504 code for a protein of 1167 amino acids.